AACGAGAGCAAUAUUUAUUGAGCGUAAAACUGCCUUGUAAAACCAUUAAUUUCCCUCUGAUUGAAGAAUCAAGAUGGCACAACCUAUUAUCUUGUAUGACAUCCCAAGCACGAUGCCAGGGAAGGCAUUCUCGAGCAAUACGCUCAAAGUUAGGUACUGCCUGGGUUACAAAGGCCUUGUUUUCAAAACGGUGUGGAUCGAGGCCCCUGACAUCGAAGAGCGCAUGAAAGUUAUCGGGGCGAAGCCUACCCGGGUUAAAUCAGACGGGAGCGAUUUCUAUACCCUCCCUGUUAUCGAGGAUCCUUCCACUGGAGCCAUCGUAUCCGAUUCGCUGGUCAUCGUCGAAUAUCUCGACAAAACUUACGCGUCUACGCCUGCUGUCCUUCCGCCAGAUACGAGGGCUUUGAUGCAUGUCCUUGAUUCGGCGAUUAUAAGCGCCAUCACUCCAACCUUCAAGAUGAUGGCUUCGAAAUGCAAACCUAAGCUGUACCCCAGGAAUCAGGAGU
Molecule: messenger RNA, 506 nt
Organism: Serpula lacrymans var. lacrymans S7.9
Lineage: Eukaryota; Fungi; Basidiomycota; Agaricomycetes; Boletales; Serpulaceae
Exons: 2
Source: RefSeq, a predicted model, not a curated record